This is a messenger RNA of Acytostelium subglobosum LB1, 390 nucleotides long. RefSeq lists its product as hypothetical. The coding region runs from base 1 to 390 and encodes 129 amino acids. The transcript has 2 exons. NCBI's taxonomy places the organism in Eukaryota, Evosea, Eumycetozoa, Acytosteliales, Acytosteliaceae. The record is from RefSeq and is a predicted model, not a curated record.
AUGCAACAACAACAACAACAACAACAUGUUAUAAACAAAGAUCCUAUUGUCAUUGCAAUUGACAAGAGGAUAAAAAACAGGACAAUGCACUAUGAUAGACUAGUAAAGGAGUUGAUGACCAAGAUGCCAGUGCCAACUCCUGAAAUGGUUGCAAUCUACACUGUACAACAAAUCAAUGCCUACAAAGUGGAUCGUCAGAAGAAGAUAGACAAGAUUAUAUCCGCAAAGACUGCUUCACUGACUGCACUCAACAAACAAAGAACUGACAGGAGCUUGCUCAACAGCCACCUCGAGCGCAACCUCAAAAGCCAAUACCACCUCAACAACCUCAAGUUCAACCUCAACAACAGCUCCAACAACCUCCACCGAGUACACCUCCACCAGCGGUAG